Molecule: messenger RNA, 1549 nt
Organism: Ceratosolen solmsi marchali
Lineage: Eukaryota; Metazoa; Arthropoda; Insecta; Hymenoptera; Agaonidae
Gene: Inx7
Product: innexin 7
Exons: 8
Coding region: 215-1480 (421 amino acids)
Biological process (GO): phototransduction
Cellular component (GO): gap junction; plasma membrane
Molecular function (GO): gap junction channel activity
Source: RefSeq, a predicted model, not a curated record
GUCUAUAGAGCUUCACGUUCUCUCAAGGGAAGCGCGCCCGCCGUUUGCGCUAUAUCGUGGCUCCGCGGGCCCCUCGACGAUAAGCGCACGCCAGAAUUUUCCGGGACGUCUCGAACGCGGCUUCGUCGGCAGCCUCGCGCGCCCGCCCACCUGUGCCUAAGCCCGGGUCCGCGUUCGCCCGGGGAGCUCGUAACCGCGGCCGGACUCCACCACCAUGUCGGUACUGGCGACCUUCUCUGUCCUCAAGAACCACGUGAACUUUAAGGUAUCGCGCGACUCGCCGGCCAUCGACAAUAUCAUUUUCAAGCUCCAUUACAGAGCGACGUUUCUGAUUCUCCUGGCAUCGACGAUCCUCGUAUCCUCGCGACAGUUCAUCGGUUGGCACAUAAGAUGCAUUGCGGAUACCGGCAUACCGUCGAGCGUCAUCGACUCCUUCUGCUUCUUCACCUCGACCUUUACCGUGGUGAAGCACAUGAAUGCGACGGCUCUGGCCGAGGGUGAGAUACCCCACCCGGGUGUCGGACCCGCGGCCCAACGCGACGAGAUCGUCAGGCACGCUUAUUACCAGUGGGUGCCGUUCGUCCUCUUCUUCCAGGCGCUGCUCUUCUAUUUGCCGCACUACCUAUGGCGCACCGCCGAGGGUGGUCGAUUGAAGACGUUGGUCUCAGGACUGCACAUGGCAUCAAUUUCCUUACGCGAUGAAAAAAUUGUAACUGAUAACGGCAUCACGAUACCUUCGAAAUUCGAUAAGGAUGAGAAAAUUUAUCAGAUACGCACGGCCUUUCUGAAUCGUCUGCAUCUCAAUCGACCUUGGGCUUAUUACCUCAGUUUUUGCGAAGUCAUGAAUUUCUUGAAUGUGCUCACUCAAAUGUACAUAACAAAUAAGUUUUUGGGUGGUGCUUUCCUGUAUCUCGGUCACAAUGUUGCCGGGACGGACUUUAAUGCACAAAUGGACAUCCUCGAUGAAGUUUUUCCUAAAGUUACCAAGUGCACCUUUCAUAAGUACGGGCCAUCGGGAGGGAUACAAAAGCACGACGCCCUCUGCGUCAUGGCACUCAACAUUAUCAACGAGAAGAUUUACACGUUCCUCUGGUUCUGGUUCAUCAUACUCACGAUUCUUUCUGGCCUUGCGCUUAUCUGGCGCAUACUCACUAUGACACUGCAUUCCAGAAGUACAAACUUCAACAAGCUGGUGUUCAUGAUGGCAUGCCCAGGCAAGUACAAUCCGUGGGACAUGUUGAAGGUCACCAACGAGUAUUACUUCGGUGAUUGGCUCUUCCUCUACUACAUCGCAAAAAACGUUGAGAAUUACGUGUUCAAGGAGCUGUUGCAGGGAUUGGCGCAAGAUCUCGAGGAGAGGAAACGCGUCUUGUAUAAAACUCUGCCUCAAGUCGAGAAAGAACCUUUAAAAGAGACUGAAUACAGGACCAAGGACUUCGAGACCAAAGCUGAGCUCCUCCCGAAAAUGAUUCUAAUGUAGAGGCACAAGAGACGCAGAGAUUGGCGCGCUAUACGUCAUCCGGAGUUAUAGGAAGGCAAUCAUCUUAUA